Messenger RNA from Microplitis demolitor, 1346 nucleotides. Its product is annotated as osiris 1-like protein. The record is from RefSeq and is a predicted model, not a curated record. Bases 290 to 1195 code for a protein of 301 amino acids. NCBI's taxonomy places the organism in Eukaryota, Metazoa, Arthropoda, Insecta, Hymenoptera, Braconidae. The transcript is spliced from 4 exons.
CUAGUAACUUUACAGCAUCGUGCAAAUAUCACUAUCUCUUACAAACAUUAUCCAAUUUUUUAAAAACAGUUCAUUUAAUUGCCACUAAAAAAAUAAUUAAUAACACUUUCUAAUCAAUUUCAUACCUUCAACUGCGAAGAGAAAAAAAAAAUCCCGAACAAUUUUUUUUUCCAGUGUAAUGACAGUUACAGAUGAUAAUUAAAUAAGUGCAAUGAUUAAUAAAUAGAAUAUUAAAUUAAAAUUAAUAAACAAGUCGUCACACACUCGGAGUUGCAUGACGUGAUAUAUAAUGAAGUGUAAUAUGAUAUUUAUGUACAGUAAAAAAAAUAAUUAUCAUUGUUUAGAGUCAUUGUCGAGGACAAUUAAGUGUGUGAUAUUUUUAUUAUUUAUACUAAUGAUUUAUAUUAAUAACGUUGACGCGGAAUUCGUUAACGAAACACUGUCAAGUGAUUUUGUAGCACGAUGUCGUCGAGAUUGUGUUAUUAAGAGAGACGUUGUGGUUUGUGGUAAAUAUCGUGUUGCUAGAUGGCUAAAUCAAGUCGUGCGUGAGAAGGAAUUCAGCUACGGGCCAGUGAAAUUAAUAAAAAUACCCUCGAUGACAGAGGAGGAAAUUUUGCCGAACGUAUCCAAGGCCGCUAAGAAUUAUAAAUUUGGCGUCGCUGAUACGCUUAAUUUUUUGCGCGAGCUCGCUGAGGAAAUAAUUAAGCGACGUGCUCUAGUUUAUACCUUCCAACCGGCUUUGACUACCGGUAGAACAUUUUCAAAUGCUCCGAUUGUAGUGGAUGAGGAUCAACUUGCGCAAAUGCAAAAAGGUGCAACAGAUGGCGCACGAAUUUUUCACAAAAAGAAAAAAGCCAUUAUUUUUCCUAUUCUAAUUUUGCUAAAUUUGAUUAAAUUGAAAAUGAUGUUGAUACCAAUAUUUUUGGGCGUCCAUUUGAUCAAAAAAUUGAUUAUCAUCGGCGGUCUUUUUGUCCCAGGAUUUUUAUCGAAAUUACGAAUUUGCAAAGUUCCACAUCAUGGGCUGAGUUUUCCAUUCCACUGGGGCACUGCCGCUGAAGCUCCUGUGGAUUAUCCAUCUGGAUACGGUAACGAAGAUCCUGGCUGGUCACAUAGAAAUGAUAUUUAUCCAGGACUCGGAGCUGGAUAUCCGGCUCCUUAUCAUUAUCCAGUGCCUGGUUAUUAUAGACAACGAUGAGAAUAAAUAUAAUUAAUUAUGUUAUUUAUUUAUUUAUUAAUUAAUUAAUUAAUUACAAACGACUGCAUUAUUUAUAUUUUAAUAUUUAUUUAUUUAUGUAAUUUAACUCUAGUGUAAUUAAUGUAAAAAAAUAUAUGCCUAAUUUAUUGUA